GGGCAAAGAAUAGAAGCUUAAGGGGGUUGCUUUUGCAAGAACUUUUAAUGAGCACGCCUGGGCUGUUUGGACAUGUUGUCAGGGCGAGGCAUGUGAAAGAGCUGCAGGUAUACUGAACAGGUACUUGGUGAUAGCACUCAUGAACCGGUGAGGUAAGAAAGACCUGGUGUUUGAGUCUCUGAGAAGCUAUAUUCUCUGUGAACUGAAAACUAUGGCUGAAAAGGAGUGAAGGAGUUGAUUAGUAUGAAUAAAUGCUCCAUCAAUGGACAACCUACUAUGGCCGACGUAACACAUCUUGCAUACCUAUCAGAAGAAUUGAUUUUUCUGAAACAUCUUUUGGGGAAAUGUUUAGACUGGAUGGGUACUGUUGCUCUGGUUAUAUUUGGUAUUCCUCUCUUCAUAAUCUUUCUUCUCUACCUUUCUGCUUUAUUCCUCCUAAUAUAUCAGAAAACUCAUAACCUGAAAGGAGAUUAUUACAGUAACGUAUGGGAUGAUGCACGAUUGAUUUUAUCAACCAUGUGGGAUAAAUUUGCAAGAUUUUGGAAUGGUUAUGAACUACAUGGAACAGAAAACCUACCAGAUGGACCAGCUCUACUUAUUUAUUAUCAUGGUGCAAUACCUGUGGACUACCUGUACUUUUUAACCAGAUACUUUAUUUUAAAACGUCGGUGUUGUUACUCAAUAGCAGAUGACUAUCUUUUCAGAUUUCCAGGCAUUAAAUCUUUAACAAACUUGAUGCACAUCUUGCCUUCCUCAAGGGAAGAAUGUUUAAAUAUUCUAAAAAAUGGUCAUCUGUUGGGAAUUUCUCCAGGAGGAGUUCGAGAAGCACUCUUUAGUGAUGAAUCUUACAAACUUGUAUGGCAUAAGCGUAAAGGUUUUGCUCACCUGGCUUUAGAUGCUAAAGUGCCCAUCAUUCCGAUGUAUACACAAAAUGUACGGGAAGGAUUUAGGGUCUUUGGGCGAACAACAUUAGCAAGGUGGGUAUAUGAACAUAGUCGAUUGCCUAUCCUUCCUCCAUAUGGUGGAUUACCAGUCAAAUUUCGUACAUAUAUUGGAGAACCCAUUCCGUAUGAUCCAAAUAUUACUGCUGCAGAAUUAGCUGCUAAGACGAAGGCUGCACUUCAGUCAUUAAUUCGAAAGCACCAGCAAAUCCCUGGAAACAUGUUUAAAGCACUAAUGGACAGAUUUCAUAAUGAAAAAGAAAAGGACUGAAAUGAACUCUUACUACCAUUAUGUAUUGUUUUAUUUUUGCUCCCAGGAAAAAAUAGAGAUGCUUAGGAAAUAUUCUACCUCAAGUGUUGAAGCACCUUGACCAGUAUGGGAUACUAUUAAUAUGCCUGGAAGUGGGAAGUGGCAUUAGCUGCUCUGAUUUAGGCUGAAAAACAUUCUAGGCCAAUUGUUUCAUUAUAUUACAUUAAAUUAUAUUGUAAAUUAUGAAAAGUUUCAGUAUUAGAUUUCUCUUGGCUAAGAGAUAUGUUGAUAGGCAUGAUAUUCCUGCAAAGUGUUUUCACAAUAAUGAAAUAUUUUUAAAAUACUUGGUUGGGCAGUACUUUCAUUAGAAUUCACCAAAUUGCCACAAGAGUGUGGCGAUCAUAUUCCAGUUCCACAAAUCCCUGAAGUCUAAUUUGCAUGAAAACGGUAGGCUGGAAACAUUGAAUUUGGAAUUCAGUUGAAUAAACUCACAUUUUCAAGAGGGUAGUUGUGUUAAUAUUGCACACUAUCCACCAAAUAUUCAAACUAAGCACACUAAGUGUUGUUUUGUUUUUACCACUAUGGCUGAGCCUUGAUAUAAUGUGGGUAGUAGAAACACAUCAGAGACAGAAAGUACAAUGUGAGAGUGACAGACUCAGUGCAGGGAGAUCUACAUUCAAAUUUUUGCAUGGUCAUGUUAUUGAAUGGAUCUUGGGCAGUCAUGUACAGGGUGAUCAUAGAGAUAAAUUAAGAGUGGAAAGUGGUUAUGCACAUUGCUCGUGUCAUAAGAUUGAAUCUCUUUUAUCCAGAAUUCCAAAAUUGGAAAUGCUCGAAAAUUCAGAAUCAUCGAUGUGGUGGACUGAGAUAGAAACAUUUGCUUUUUGAUGAUUUAAUGCACAAAUGUUGUUCCUUGCAUAAAAUUAUUAACAAAAAUAUUGUAUAAAGUAUUUAUGAAACAUAAUUAAUAUCAUGUUUAGACUUGGGUCCCAUCUUCAAGAUAUAUAUAUGCAAAAAAUGCAAAACCGAAACACUCCUGUUUCCAAGCAUUUCAGAUAAGAAAUAUUCAACAUGUACAAGUAAAUGAUAUUUCAUAAUAACCUUCUGUUUCACACAGAGAGACUCUAGUAAUAUUUUCCCAUGUCACUCUAGUUUUCUGCCAUCACAUUUUAUGUGACAAAGAACUAGAUAUUUAUGAGCAUAUCACAAGAAGCCAUCACAAGUGAGACAUUGUCAUUUGAGUCACUGGAAAAAUGUUGCACGAAAAUUAAGGCGAAUUGUGGAAAUUGAAGUGAGAUGGGGAAAAUAUAAUUUCCAUCAGAAAAAUAUACUGUUAAAUAAUUUAUUACAAUUAGAAAAUAUUCUACUUUAA
Molecule: messenger RNA, 2560 nt
Organism: Anolis carolinensis (green anole)
Lineage: Eukaryota; Metazoa; Chordata; Lepidosauria; Squamata; Anolidae
Product: monoacylglycerol/Diacylglycerol O-acyltransferase
Exons: 7
Coding region: 244-1212 (322 amino acids)
Molecular function (GO): acyltransferase activity
Source: RefSeq, a predicted model, not a curated record